AUGAUCCAGGGGACGGUAACGAUCGGUAUAGGACUCAUUCAAAUACUUAUCCAUUUUGAGGACAGCUGCAUUGAUAGAAGUAUGAGUGAAAGCAGAAGGGAAGUUGGUGAUUGUGGUCAACACCCAACCAAAGAUGAAAAGGCGUACUCCUGUUGUUGA
Haemonchus placei is the source of this 159-nucleotide messenger RNA. The record is from the annotation of a GenBank genome assembly. Lineage: Eukaryota; Metazoa; Nematoda; Chromadorea; Rhabditida; Trichostrongylidae.